AGGCUGUUCAUGCAUUACCAUUCUGCUUGCUGUGACUGAAAAGUUUAAAAAAAAAAAAAAAAAAGGACAAGGAAAAAAGAAGAACAGGGGAGGAGAGUGUAUAGCUUUUUAAAAUCAUGCAAAAAUUGCAAAUCUGUGUUUAUAUUUACCUGUUUAUGCUGAUUGUGGCUGGCCCAGUGGAUCUAAAUGAAAACAGUGAGCAGAAAGAAAAUGUGGAAAAAGAAGGACCGUGUAACGCAUGCACGUGGAGACAAAACACUAAAUAUUCAAGAAUAGAAGCCAUAAAAAUUCAAAUCCUCAGUAAACUUCGCCUGGAAACAGCUCCUAACAUCAGCAAAGAUGCUAUAAGACAACUUUUACCCAAAGCACCUCCACUCCGGGAACUGAUUGAUCAGUACGACGUGCAGAGGGAUGACAGCAGUGAUGGCUCUCUGGAAGAUGACGAUUACCACGCGACGACCGAGACCAUCAUUACCAUGCCUACCGAGUCUGAUUUUCUAACACAAGUGGAAGGAAAACCCAAAUGUUGCUUCUUUAAAUUUAGCUCCAAAAUACAAUACAAUAAAGUAGUAAAGGCACAAUUGUGGAUAUAUCUGAGACCUGUCAAGACUCCUACAACAGUGUUUGUGCAAAUCCUGAGACUCAUCAAACCUAUGAAAGACGGUACAAGGUAUACUGGAAUCCGAUCUCUGAAACUUGACAUGAACCCAGGCACUGGUAUUUGGCAGAGCAUUGACGUGAAGACAGUGUUGCAAAAUUGGCUCAAACAACCUGAAUCCAACUUAGGCAUUGAAAUCAAAGCUUUAGAUGAGAAUGGUCAUGAUCUUGCUGUAACCUUCCCGGGACCAGGAGAAGAUGGGUUGAAUCCCUUUUUAGAGGUCAAGGUAACAGACACACCAAAAAGAUCCAGAAGAGAUUUUGGGCUUGACUGUGAUGAGCACUCAACAGAAUCGCGAUGCUGCCGUUACCCUCUCACUGUGGAUUUUGAAGCUUUUGGAUGGGAUUGGAUUAUUGCACCCAAGAGAUACAAGGCCAAUUACUGCUCUGGAGAAUGUGAAUUUGUGUUUUUACAAAAGUAUCCUCAUACCCAUCUUGUACACCAAGCAAAUCCUAGAGGUUCAGCAGGUCCUUGCUGUACUCCUACAAAGAUGUCUCCAAUUAAUAUGCUAUAUUUUAAUGGCAAAGAACAAAUAAUAUAUGGAAAAAUUCCAGCCAUGGUAGUAGACCGCUGUGGGUGCUCAUGAGAUUGAUGUUUGGUUUCUAACUUCCUAAAACAUGGAAGGUCUUCCCCUCAACAAUUUUGAAACUGUGAAAUUAUGUACCACAGGCUAUAGGCCUAGAGUAUGCUACAGUUACUUAAGCACAAGUUACAGUGUAUAAACUAAAAGAGAGAAUAAAGCAAUGGUUGGCAUUUAACCAUCAAAAUAAAUCAUGCAGUAGGAAGUUUCAUGAUUUCCAGAGCUUUUGAACUAGAAGAAGAUCAAAUUACUUUUAUAUUCAAAUAUGUUACAACAUAAUCAAAGAAAUGAAACCAUUCU
Molecule: messenger RNA, 1538 nt
Organism: Ochotona curzoniae (black-lipped pika)
Lineage: Eukaryota; Metazoa; Chordata; Mammalia; Lagomorpha; Ochotonidae
Gene: MSTN
Product: myostatin
Exons: 3
Coding region: 117-1244 (375 amino acids)
Biological process (GO): SMAD protein signal transduction
Cellular component (GO): extracellular region
Molecular function (GO): growth factor activity; cytokine activity
Source: RefSeq, a predicted model, not a curated record